Messenger RNA from Medicago truncatula (barrel medic), 2221 nucleotides. RefSeq names its product carotenoid 9,10(9',10')-cleavage dioxygenase 1. The record is from RefSeq and is a predicted model, not a curated record. NCBI's taxonomy places the organism in Eukaryota, Viridiplantae, Streptophyta, Magnoliopsida, Fabales, Fabaceae. The coding region runs from base 312 to 2042 and encodes 576 amino acids. Gene Ontology annotation, molecular function: carotenoid dioxygenase activity. Gene Ontology annotation, cellular component: chloroplast stroma. The transcript has 15 exons. Gene Ontology annotation, biological process: carotene catabolic process.
UAUAAACUCACUUAUUAGUGGUCUAUUAUUUUUUGCAAUACUAAAAAAAAAUGUUUGUCUAAAUGCCUAAAAAAUUGUAGUAUGUCUAGUUGCCACUGUUGAAGCAUUAAAUGACACCGACUUCAAUUGGCGGCAAAGUAAAUUUCUGACUUCAAAUCAAAUCAUCAAUUGCUUGUCUUAUCACAUAGUAUAUUUCAAUGUUAAGGCCAAGCAGCAAACAGUUGCUGCUGUACCACGAAUAAGAACUCAAAAAUUUGGCCCAGAAAAUAGAAAACAUCCCAGUAAAGCCAACAAUAAUUGAUUGGAAACUAAUGAGUAGUAACAUAAGUAGUAGCAGGUUAAACACCUUGAGAAGUUACCGUGGUAGCCAAGUCUUCAAGUUUAGCACUGCUACUAUCCAUUCUCACAAACCCAUUUGUGUAAAGAUCAAAUCAUUUUCACUUAGACGAGGGAUUGUGAAAGUGGAACCAAAACCAAGAAAAUGUUUCAGUUCAAAAGCUGUUGAUUUGUUGGAGAAGCUUGUGGUGAAGUUGUUUUAUGAUUCAUCACUUCCUCAUCAUUGGCUUGCCGGUAAUUUUGCACCUGUUAAGGAUGAGACACCUCCUACUAAGGACCUUCCUGUUAAAGGCUACCUUCCGGAUUGCUUGAAUGGAGAGUUUGUCAGGGUGGGACCUAAUCCGAAGUUUUCUCCUGUCGCUGGAUAUCAUUGGUUUGAUGGAGAUGGAAUGAUUCAUGGUUUGCGCAUCAAAGAUGGAAAAGCUACAUAUGUUUCCCGUUUUGUGAGAACUUCUCGCCUUAAACAAGAAGAAUACUUUGGAGGGUCUAAAUUUAUGAAGGUUGGAGAUAUCAAGGGUCUACUUGGAGUUUUAAUGGUAACCAUACAAAUAUUGAGAGAAAAAUUGAAAAUACUUGAUGUGUCUUAUGGAACUGGAACAGCCAAUACAGGUCUUGUAUAUCAUAAUGCGAUGCUUCUAGCACUCUCGGAACGAGACAAACCUUAUGCUAUUAAAGUUUUUGAAGAUGGUGAUUUGCAUACACUUGGUAUGCUAGAUUAUGACAAAAGACUAGACCAUUAUUUCACUGCUCAUCCAAAAGUUGAUCCUUUUACUGGGGACAUGUUCACAUUUGGAUAUUCACAAACACCACCAUAUAUCACAUACAGAGUAAUUUCAAAAGAUGGUUAUAUGCAUGAUCCUGUUCCAAUUACAAUAUCAAAUCCCAUUAUGGUGCACGACUUUGCCAUAACCGAAAAUUAUGCAAUUUUUAUGGAUCUUCCUGUGUACUUUAGGCCAAAGGAAAUGGUGAAGAAUAAGAGACUAGUAUUCUCUUUUGAUUCAACCAAGAAAGCUCGUUUUGGCGUCCUACCUCGGUAUGCUAAGGAUGAUAAACACAUAAGAUGGUUUGAAUUACCAAACUGCUUCAUAUUCCAUAAUGCUAAUGCUUGGGAGGAGGAGGAUGAAGUUGUUUUGAUCACGUGCCGCCUGAAGAAUCUAGAUUUGGACAUGGUCGCUGAGGAUAUCAAGGAUAAACUUAAAAAUUUCUCAAAUGAGCUGUAUGAAAUGAGAUUUAACAUGAAAACCGGUAAAGCUGCUCAAAAGAAACUAUCAACAUAUUCUGUAGAUUUUCCUAGGGUGAACGAAAGAUACACCGGCAGGAAACAGAAGUAUGUAUAUGGGACCAUAUUAGGCAGCAAUGCAACUGGGAUUAUAAAAUUUGAUUUGAAUGCCGAACCUAAUUUUGGAAAAACAAAGCUUGAAGUUGGAGGAAAUAUUCAUGGUCUCUAUGACUUGGGACCAGGAACGUUUUGUUCUGAUGCUAUUUAUGUCCCACGCGUCCCUGGAACUGAUUCCGAUGAAGAUGAUGGAUACUUGAUCUUUUUUGUACAUGAUGAGAAUACUAGGAAAUCGUCUGUGCACGUCAUAGAUGCCAAAACAAUGUCAGCAGAUCCAGUUGCAGUUGUAGAAUUGCCUCAAAGAGUUCCAUAUGGUUUCCAUGCUUUCUUUGUGACAGAGGAUCAACUUCAAGAACAAGCUAAAUUGUAAACUUGUGGAUAACCUCAUUGCACGAUAUGGAGUAGAGUUUCCAGUUUGUUAGUAUUUGCAAAAGUGAACGGAACAAAAUGAACUGUGCAUGUUCCUAUAUCUUCUUUAUCUCUUACAACUAAACUUUUAUGUGUUAUGCUUGUAAAUUUUUAAACUUAAUUUUAAAGUCACUGUUUAAA